Penicillium digitatum Pd1 is the source of this 1167-nucleotide messenger RNA. The record is from RefSeq and is a predicted model, not a curated record. Lineage: Eukaryota; Fungi; Ascomycota; Eurotiomycetes; Eurotiales; Aspergillaceae.
AUGGCCAAACCUCAGCCCUCUUGGGCCCUUGGCGUCCCGGGCCCCGACUCACCCGCAUCGCCGCGAACCAUGCGAACCCUCCGAAAGAUCCAAUCCCACCAAGUGCUGUCAACCUCUAGCGCUCUCAUUGCCCAGACCCGGACCUCUCGUCAAGCUAGGUCUCCUGAAGCUGAUCCUGAAUCUGCAGCAACUCCUGGUGCUGCAACGCGAGUGCGCGCGCAUCGCCGAGCUCGAUCAAACAGCGAUGCUUCUCGUGAAGCUGCAGCAACACCACCUGUGACUCAGAGACGACCCGCGCGUAAAACAGGGUCUGGGAUCGGUUUAAAGCGAUCGUUUCUGGAGAAUCUUUUGCGCGAUGGACCGCAGAGUUCAAAUCCACACGAGGGACUGCGCGAGCUCAAAUACCUCGUCCUAUCCAGCCGAGUGGAUGCUGACGGAGAUGGCAUGUCGCCAUACCGAAUCUACCUCUGGCUGGCCCUCCUCGACAUUCCUCCUAUGCCAACCGAUGACUACCUUGCUCUCAUCCACCGCGGCCGUUCUCCUGCUUACGCCAAAAUUCGUAAUGACACUUUCCGCACACUAGCCACAGACCCUCUCUUUAAACGCCGAGUUACAGAAGCAAGCUUGAUUCGCCUCCUGAACGCUGUGGCAUGGAAACUCCACGAUUCCAGGCCAAAACCUCGGUCUCGACAGACAUCCUCUCGGCCCCGUGAGAUGGAGCUUCUAUUUAACGCGCCAGCCAGCGUUGAAGAGGAGUCCCCCUUUGGUGGGGAGCUAGAGACAGUCUCUAAUAGCACCACAACUGAUUCGACCAUGUACGUCCAAGGCAUGAAUGUCCUGUGUGCGCCGUUCCUCUAUGCUGCCCGCAGCGAGGUGGAAGCAUUCGCUCUGUUCCACUACUUUGUCACACGCGAAUGUCCAGGCUACAUCCGUAAUACUAUGGAUGGAGUCCACAAGGGUCUUCGUUUGGUCGACCGAUGCCUUGAGAUUGUGGAGCCCAAGCUUGCAGUAUAUUUAUUCUCGAAGGGGAUGCACGCCGAGCUCCCGAACAAAAUCCUCCGCUCAUUCCCUCCCCUUGAUGCAAAGGAGAUCAUUGCUUUGACCGUUCUUCUCGUUCGUAAGAUUCCAGAGGACCUUUACGCAGAGAUGAUCAGCCAUGCAAAAUAG